AUGGACGAAUUAUCUCGUAUUCGGAACCUGGUAAUUCCUUGUUUCGCGCUAUUCAUGGUGUUGGGAAAUCAAGUGGCUUGCGAAAGGAUAUUAAUAAUAGCCCAAGCGCCGUUCUACAGCCAUGUGUCUGUGAUACGAGAGCUUAGUUUAGCUCUGAAUAAACGAGGCCAUGAAAUAGUGAUGGUAACGCCGCAUCCAACGAAGAAUCUGCCGGCCAACUACACCGAAAUCGAUUUCAGCUCUAGUUUGAAGAUGCCAGAGCUAUUAAGCGUGCUUUCGAGACUGUUUGGUUAUCAGGCUGCCACGAGGCUGGAGUCGUAUCUUGUUAUAUAUGAUUACCUGCAGAUUUAUACGAAAUACUUUUACGAGCAUCCGGAUAUAAAAAGGAUCUACGCGGAAGACAGCAAGGAGAGAUUCGAUUUGGUGAUCGCGGAACAUGUGCUGACUCAUGGGAUCUGCUUUAUUGCUCACAAAUUAAAAGCUCCUCUGAUCACUAUAUUAUCUGUGGAGAUCAAUUUGGUGCACCAUCAUAUACUAGGCAACCAUCUUUUACCGUCUCAUCCCUCAAACUGGGAAUUUCACGAUAGUACAGGACUGGAAGUGCCGUUUUGGGUUAGAGUAAAAAAUUUUGUGCAUGCACUGCUCUUGGUUCGACAGUGGUAUUAUUAUGAGACGGGAAGCAUCUAUGAUAUCGUGAAAGAAUAUCUGGGGAGUAACAUACCCUCUCCCUUUGAUGUGCUGAAGAAUAUAAGCCUGAUUUUGGUUAAUUAUGACCCGGUGCUCACUUAUGCCAGACCGAUGCCAUUCAAUUUUGUUGGAUACAGUAAUUGGACUGUUGUGGAUAACCCUCCGCCUUUGCCAAAGGAUAUACUUGAAUUUCUGGGAACAGCGUCCGAAGGUUUCAUUUACAUGAAUCUUGGAUCCACUAUUAAUUCCACGAUGCUGCCUGCUAAGACCCUGACAGCAAUUUCCAAUGUCUUUUCUCGAUUACCCUACAAGAUCAUAUGGAAAUUCGAAACAAAUUUACCGAAAAAAAGUGAGAACAUCUUCAUCAGAGAUUGGAUUCCUCAGCAGAGUGUUUUGGCCCACAAGAAUAUCAAACUGUUCAUUUAUCAAGGAGGGUUGCAAAGCACGGAAGAAACUAUACAUUAUGGCGUACCGAUCAUAGGAAUACCGUUAAUAUUUGAUCAACUGUACAGAAUCAAGAAACUUAUGUCGUUAGGAGUUGGUAGAAUGCUCGAUUUUACCGAGCUCGACGAGGAAACCUUCCAGGAGGCUGUUAUCGAUGUACUCAAUAACAAAAGGUAUAAAACAAAGAUGUUAGAAUUAAGACAUCUCGCAAAAGAUAAACCUUAUAACAGUAAAGACCGCGCAAUAUGGUGGGUGGAGUACGUGUUACGUCACAAAGGAGCGCCACAUCUUCGGUUCAGUGGAGCAGAUGACCCGUGGUACCAGCGAUACGAUAUGGACAUCGUCGCAUUUCUUUCGAUAAUGUUCUUUAUCGUAACAGUAAUAUGUAUAAUAACUCUUCUUCGGACUUUACAAUGGUGCUUCAGAUAUUACAAGUCGUACGAGUCGAAACAUCCUUCAUCUGAUCAAAAGAGAAGCAAAAUAGAGUAG
Messenger RNA from Megachile rotundata (alfalfa leafcutting bee), 1620 nucleotides. Its product is annotated as UDP-glucosyltransferase 2-like. The record is from RefSeq and is a predicted model, not a curated record. Gene Ontology annotation, molecular function: UDP-glycosyltransferase activity. NCBI's taxonomy places the organism in Eukaryota, Metazoa, Arthropoda, Insecta, Hymenoptera, Megachilidae.